Rosa chinensis is the source of this 1118-nucleotide messenger RNA. RefSeq lists its product as uncharacterized. Lineage: Eukaryota; Viridiplantae; Streptophyta; Magnoliopsida; Rosales; Rosaceae. The transcript has 5 exons. The record is from RefSeq and is a predicted model, not a curated record. Gene Ontology annotation, cellular component: tRNA-intron endonuclease complex. Gene Ontology annotation, biological process: tRNA-type intron splice site recognition and cleavage. The coding region runs from base 102 to 941 and encodes 279 amino acids.
GUUGAAAAUAACUAACGGAGAGAGGGGUACCAAUAAAGGACAAACGCCGAUUUUGUUUCUGAAGCAAGCCAGCCCCAUCCUCCUUCCCUCUCUAAUUAUUAAUGGAGGCACUGGAUUCUUUGGGAGAGCCUAAUAUCAAUGAUGUCGAAGAAGAAGAAGAAGAAGAAGUUCACUAUGCUUCUGGGCCCGCAUCCAAAUUGCAACCCAGGGCGGUUGUGUCCAAGGCUCGCUGGAAUGAUGAGAUGGGCAUGGCUCAGGUCGUAGUUCAGAAGGGCACAUUUUCCAAGUCUACUGGAAUUGUUCGUAGUGGCAACCUCUAUUACUCCAUUGAGGAAGUUCUGUUUUUGGUUGAAAUUGGGGCUUUAGUUCUCUUGGAUGAGAGUGAUACUGGCCUUUCCUUGGAAGAUGUAUAUGUGAAUAUGUCAGGUGGCAAGUAUGGAUGCUGUUGGGAGGAAUUUCGAGCUUAUAGGCAACUCAAAUCUCUUGGUUACAUUGUUGGGCGUUAUGGUAUUCCCUGGUCUAUGAAGAAGGCUAAGAGUAAUUGUGAAUCUAUUUCUUCCCAAGGUUGUCCUGACAGUGACGAGGCGGUGAACUUGGAAUCAGAAGAGAUCAGGUCUGUCAUUGGAUUGUUCAAUGAGAUGCAGAUUAAUGAAGCCAGGCCGGUUUUUAAUGUGUAUCUACCUAACAGCAAGUUCAGGAAGUCUUCUCCCGGUGAUCCAUGCUUUGUGCUCUGUUUUACUAGCUUCAUGCAAACAUAUGAAGCCAAUUCUUUCGCAAAGGUUUUGCAGAGUAGCAGCAAACGGGGAUAUCCGCCAUCCAGAGCAGAGCUUGAAGCCCUCGAGGGACAAUGUAGGAGCAUUCCUUUGAAGUUUUGUAAUGUGGAGCAGGGACGGGUGAGUUUCUUUUCCUUUGACAAGGUUGAACUUCCUAUCCUAGAUUGACAUUUGGAGUUCAUUUCGUUAUGUACCGAGUUAAAAGAUCCAGCAACAAGAUAUUGACAAUUUUCUCUUGGUCGUGUAGGGAUAGGUUAGCGUAUGACAUUGUUGUCAAAAACAUAUAAUUAUCUAUCAGCUAAUAAAAUAAAGCCAACCAGUUUUCACCUUUUAUUACUAUAAGCA